AUGAUCGAAGUAUCCCUGCGGCUCUCUUCUUCGCCCACUCCUUCUCCCACACACCCAGAUCCACUGGCAGAGGUGGUGCGACAGGCUGACAGCAAGUGCAUCAUGGUGGAUGUAACCAAAUGGUCACUUUUCAGCAUGAUCGGGCCUCAAGAGCUCUCCAAGAUACAGAAGGCAUUAGUGUUUGGAUCAUCUGCUAAUGAGGCUAUUUACAUAACCAAAGAUGACGAGUUACCUCCUUUUGCCACUUAUUCUCAGGUGUAUGCUUUUGGGCUGAACUGCAAUAACUGCCUGGGUACAGGAAACACACAGAGCACCAUCGUACCCAAGAAACUGCACUUCCUGAGUGGGAAGAAGGUGGUCAGCCUGAGCUACGGCAGUGGACCCCACAUCCUGCUGGCCACAGAGGAUGGAGAGCUGUUUUCUUGGGGACAUAAUGGCUACAGCCAACUGGGAAACAGGACAACAAAGCAAACAGCAGCUCCAUUUCUGGUGACUGCCUAUAUGCUCAAUAAGAAGGUCACAGAGGUGGCCUGUGGGUCUCAUCACUCAAUGGCUCUGACCGAAUCGGGAGAGGUGUAUGCAUGGGGCUACAACAACUGUGGUCAGGUGGGCUCAGGCUCCACAGCGAACCAGUACACCCCUCGCAGAGUGUCCAGCUGCCUGCAGAACAAGGUGGCUGUCAGUAUCGUCUGUGGUCAGACCUCAUCACUGGCAGUCGUCGACAACGGAGAGGUGUACGGUUGGGGCUAUAAUGGGAAGGGACAACUUGGACUUGGAAAUAAUGAGAACCAGCACACUCCCUGUCGACUUGCGGCUUUGCAGGGUUUAUGUGUGAAACAGAUUGUCUCAGGCUAUGCUCACUCCAUGGCCCUGACCAGUGAAGGCUUGCUCUACACAUGGGGUUGUAACACUUAUGGACAACUGGGCACCGGCAACAAGAGCAACCACCUGAGUCCAGUUGAAGUUGUGACUAAGAAAGAGAGAGUUGUAGAGAUCGCCGCCUGUCACUCCACACACAUGUCGGCUGCUAAGACCCAGAGUGGUCAGGUGUACAUGUGGGGCCAGUGUUGGGGCCAGUCUGUUAUGCUGCCUCACCUCACGCACUUCACCUGUACUGACGAUGUCUUUGCAUGCUUCGCCACCCCCUCCGUUAUGUGGCGCCUUCUUUCCAUGGAGCAUGACGACUUCUUGACUGUGGCUCAGUGUCUGAAAAAAGAGUUUGACAACCCAGAGACGGCUGACGUCAAGUUCUGCAUCGAUGGCAAAUAUAUCUACGUUCACAAGACAGUUCUCAAAAUGAGGUGUGAACACUUCAGAUCCAUGUUUCAGUCUCACUGGAAUGAAGACAUGAAGGAGGUGAUUGAAAUCGACCAGUUCUCCUUCCCGGUCUACCGCUCCUUCCUGGAGUUCCUCUACACCGACGAUGUGGAGUUACCACCCGAAGAUGCCAUUGGGCUGCUGGAUCUGGCUACGUCAUACUGUGAGAAACACCUGAAAAAACGUUGUCAACAAAUAAUCAAGAGAGGAAUCACCAUUGAAAAUGCAUUCUCCCUGCUGUCAGCUGCUGUGUGCUAUGACGCUAAGGACCUGGAAGAGUUCUGCUUUAGGUUCUGCGUUAAACAUCUGGCCGAGGUGACCCAGACUGAUGCUUUUUGGCAGGUCGAUGGCGACGUGCUUAAAAGUUUUAUACGUCGGGCCAGCACUUCAAUAGGGCUGCUACGGUGUUGCCACCAUCCACAGUGCAGACAAAAUAAGGCAACCUCUCUUUAACAUGAAUAAUGAAAAUAAUGAUUUGAAAUGGAUUACUCACAGUGUAUGGUGUGUACUGUAGUGUUAGGUCCCAGCAUGCCAAGUAGGACCCUUGUUGUGGAUUGCACAUUGGAUAAUAAACAUGGCCGGUUGC
Solea senegalensis (Senegalese sole) is the source of this 1903-nucleotide messenger RNA. Its product is annotated as RCC1 and BTB domain-containing protein 1-like. Lineage: Eukaryota; Metazoa; Chordata; Actinopteri; Pleuronectiformes; Soleidae. The record is from RefSeq and is a predicted model, not a curated record. The transcript has 12 exons. The coding region runs from base 1 to 1770 and encodes 589 amino acids. Gene Ontology annotation, molecular function: protein binding.